Molecule: messenger RNA, 1144 nt
Organism: Hydra vulgaris (swiftwater hydra)
Lineage: Eukaryota; Metazoa; Cnidaria; Hydrozoa; Anthoathecata; Hydridae
Product: phosducin-like protein
Biological process (GO): regulation of G protein-coupled receptor signaling pathway
Source: RefSeq, a predicted model, not a curated record
GAAGUCGCACGAUAGUUGCACGAUAGCAUAGACAAAUUUGUUAUAUAACUAACACAUUAUCAAGCUCAAGCUGCACAACUUAACGUUGGUUGUACAACAAAACUUAUUUUGCUAAACAGUUGUUAAGGAAGUAUAAAAAAACCUAAUUCUACAACAAUUAUUGUCCAGCAUUUCUGCAAUUAUUGGAAACCAAGCUUUAAAGUAGAUUUGUUGAUUGACGCAUAUAAGUGAACACUAUUGAUUAUCACAAAUUUUGAUAUCCAAUCCAUGGAAAAUACUUAUAUGUCAGAUCUUGAAAAUGAAGGAGAAAAGAAUUUAACUAGAAGUAGUUAUUCUUCAACAGCUCCUCAAACUGGUCCUAAGGGUGUUAUAGCAGAUUAUCGACGACAUUCUGCAGUGGUUGAACAUGAAAAAGAGGUAAGUAAGUUAAAGUACAUUGAAGAAAUUAAAAAAAAAUCAUUUAUUGCAGAUCCAAACAAAUUUGCGAAUGUUGAGGAGGAACCUAACAAACUUGACAUUAAAAAUGACAAUUUUGAUGAUGAUGAUGAAGAUUUUUUGAAAAGCUACCACAAAAAACGGCUUCAUUUAUUAGAAAAAGAAUCAAAAACUAAUGGUACCAAGUAUUCAAAGUUGUUUGAUAUGAGUGGAGAAGGCUUACUUGAAAAACUAGAAAAUCCUUGCAAGGAUGAAAUACUUGUUGUUCAUCUUUAUGAUCCUAAAGUUAGUGCAUGUGUAACAAUGAACAAAUGUUUUGAGUACCUAGCCGUACAAUAUCCUUAUAUCCAAUUUUCAAAAGUUUUGGCAAAAGAAACUGGACUGAGUUUAAAUUUUCAGAUGAAAGCUCUUCCUACUAUACAAGUUUAUAAAGAUGGAAACUUGAUUGGUAAUUUUUUCAGUAUGCAAGAUAAACUUGACACUGACUUUCAUCCUUCAGAUGUGGAGAAUUUUUUGUUAGAUUCUAAUAUGUUGACUGAGUUUCAAGCAUAGUUUGCAUUUAAUUUUGCAAUACUAAAUUAAAUUUUACUUUUUAAUAAACUUUGAAUUUAAUAACUAUAAAUCUGUAAUGAAUAAUAUUUAUUUUAUUAAUGUGUUUUUAAAUCAACAGUUUGAUAUGAUAAUAAUUAUUAGGUUGUAAUUAAUUUGU